UUUUUCCUUACUUUUUUUCCUUUACUUGUUUUUCCUUAUUUUCCUAGGCGCUCGGAUCUGUGGUAACCCAAUGAACAGUGUCACGUUCGCCGAACCAGAAAUGCGAACUGCAUGUUUCUGCGACCCGGGAACAUUUAUCGCUGCAAACUGGGGAUGUCCUUGCUGCAGAUGCUCAUCCCGGUCCCCCGCAAGCCACUCUCAGAUGCAGUCCACAUCCGAUCAGGACAUCGACUUUUGUUGCUGCUCCCAGAAUUCUAUCCAAUCGGAACAGACUUUAACUACCUCUUCGAAAUGCAGAUGCGCAAGGCAUCCGGAAGGCACUUCUGAGGAUCUACUCCCCAGCUAUUCUGACGAGGAUUCCGAAGAUCUAGUUUCUUUGGAUAGCUCAGACUCAGAGAAUCGGGGACUUGAAAUGCCAGAUCCUGAGGUUCUCCAGAAUUCUAGGCAAAGUACAAGUUCUUCUAGUUCUGGUGUUACUUCCAGCGAAAGUUCGGCCUAUUCUAGCUUUUCGGAUAGCGGUUCCAUGGGAUUGGACACACCUUUCGUGCCUCCACCUGGCACUUGGUAUGCCCCACCGCCAUGUUUUUACCCCCAGGGCGCCUGCUCUGCUUGUCCGCAGUCCAACUUUCUGGGAGCCCAACAGCAGACACCUCCACCGAUGACAACCUUCAAUCCGUUCUUGUGCGGAUCCAGCAUCAACGAUAUGUUCCAGACCCAAACUGUUUAUAUGACGGAUUACAGGCCGAUUUUAAGUGGGGGCAACCCUGCGCCCUUUUGUGGCGGAGGAUGCUGUUGCUCUCCUGAGCCACUUGCCACCAGUUGCUGGGAUAGUGAGUGCCUUCCGAGCGCUGGAUGCCCUGCCCCCUGUCCACCUGAUACUAUGUGCUGCAAUGGUCUGAGUGGCGACAUGUGCGGCGGAGCCUAUGGAACCGGCGGUAUCUGCAGCUCAGAUUCUCCAUACUUUCUUUUGGGUCAGCCUAGUCCCGGAUUCUGCUGCCAUCUUCCAUGCGGUACCAACAUAUACCCGACAUGUGGUCCUUAAGUUUACAUUGACGGACAGCAGCAAGAACGGGCAGAAGACCAUGUAUCAAUUGUGCAGUGAGAUCCUGAUUUAACAAUACACUGAUAAAAGCAAGUAACUUACUGAACAAACAAAUUAAAAAAUAUUCGGAUGAAGAUAAGAUUAAUGAGCUCACUAUUUAGAUUAUAUUUCAAGUAUUUUAAAAACGGAAAGAGUUAAUAAAGCAAAAUAAUAAAUAACAAUACAAUUUAGAUGUAAGUGAUACUCUC
Drosophila rhopaloa is the source of this 1290-nucleotide messenger RNA. RefSeq lists its product as uncharacterized. The transcript has 3 exons. The coding region runs from base 71 to 1042 and encodes 323 amino acids. The record is from RefSeq and is a predicted model, not a curated record. Lineage: Eukaryota; Metazoa; Arthropoda; Insecta; Diptera; Drosophilidae.